AUGGUCAAACAUGACCGGUGGCGCCGGUCAAUGGUUGAUAAACCUCUCUACAAAACACAACUCUCUCUCUCUCUCUCUCUCUAUCUGUCUCUCUGCCUUUCUGUCUCUCUUUCUCUCCUUAAAAGGGUCCUGUGUGAACUUUCAGAAGCCAAAACAAAGAGCAAGAAGGAAAAAAAAAUUUACUUUUUGAUUGGUUUGUCUGAGUUUUUUGUGGUGGGUUUGAGCCCAAGAGUUGGAAUUUCUUGAAGAAUUGUGCCUUUUCCUUUCCAAGUUUGGUGGAUAGAGAGCAAUGGCAGUCUAAUGCAUCUUUCAAUCUACCAUAUGUGCACCCACUGUCCAUUAAAGAAUAAAUGUAGUAUUUAAUACAGUCCCUUCUCAAUGUUGAAUGAGCAACGUUCACAUGUACCAAAGUUUGGCAAUUGGGAAAGUGAAGAGAAUGUUCCUUACACAGCCUUUUUUGAUAAGGCUCGCAAGGGUCGAACUUCUGGGGGCAAGAUGAUAAAUCCAAAUGACCCUCAAGAGAAUCCUGAUAUACUUAAUUAUAAUUCAGCAUCAACUCAAGGUCCUACUUCCAGAGGCCGAGCCGAACCAGCGGAACCUAUAAGACAGGGAGCAGGAAUAUCAUCACAUGAACGGGGCACAAGUAGGGAAGAUGGUGACCUCAGGCAGUUCACUGAAUCUCCAGCCCAUAAUGACAAUUUGGGGACCAGAGCUACCAACGAGUCUGCUUAUCAACGCCAUGGAGGGCGUGGAGUUGGACCUGGUGAAGCCAAUAGAAGAGCUUCAAGGCCUAGUACUGGAUCUGAGCACAGUAUUGAACGUUCACCACUCCAUCGCCAGGCAAGGGCUUCGGCAAGAGAUAGUGGGGUCAAUUCACCCUCUUGGGAAGGAAAGGCUUCAUAUGAUAGCACUCAUGGAACUCCUGGAAGAUCCCGAAUGAAACCAGUGACUCGUGGCGAUGAAACACCUGAAAAAGGUGCUGCUGUUCCAAAAUUUGGUGAGUGGGAUGAGAAUAACCCUGCAUCAGCUGAUGGUUUUACUCAUAUUUUUAACAAAGUGCGGGAGGAGAGGCAGAGUGGGGUAGGAAGUGCACCAGGGCCUAAUGGGACACCUUACACCAACACGCGGAGGCAAGAUGCUAAAGACAGUGUUAAGAGUUGCUGCUUUCCAUGGGGCAGAAAGUGAUUUGUCUUCAAAUUUGUGGAUAAAUAUGAGGUGUGUGGACCUGUAAAUACCUUUAAAAUGCUCUCUCCAAGCUGAGUUUCUUCUUUGCAGUGCAAUUAUAUUCACUAAGUGCGCUACUUGUAUUAAUAAACAUGUAUUUCUGAUGGAAAAGCAUGCCGUCUUGCUGCUCUUUUUUUCACCCUUAGCUUCUUUAAGGUGUACUAUUUAUGUUCAGUCUUUCUGUUUUAUUUGGAUGGGGGAAAAAAAACGGAUACACAUUCUUUUAUUAUAUUGCUCAUAUAUUGAAGUGAUCAUUAAACCUGUUCUUAA
Messenger RNA from Quercus robur (English oak), 1494 nucleotides. Its product is annotated as RPM1-interacting protein 4. The record is from RefSeq and is a predicted model, not a curated record. Bases 379 to 1185 code for a protein of 268 amino acids. Lineage: Eukaryota; Viridiplantae; Streptophyta; Magnoliopsida; Fagales; Fagaceae. The transcript is spliced from 5 exons.